Messenger RNA from Centropristis striata (black sea bass), 1264 nucleotides. It is a transcript of the gene kti12, whose product is annotated as KTI12 chromatin associated homolog. Bases 78 to 905 code for a protein of 275 amino acids. Lineage: Eukaryota; Metazoa; Chordata; Actinopteri; Perciformes; Serranidae. The record is from RefSeq and is a predicted model, not a curated record. The transcript has 9 exons.
UGUAAUAAUCACAUCCGGGUGAAAGUGGCAACAUGCUUUUCCGAACAUCUUAGUUUAUUUGAUCAUUCCCAGCAGUUAUGCCCCUAAUAGUGAUGUGUGGUUACCCCUGUAGUGGUAAAACACGAAGGGCAGAAGAGCUGAAGGAGCAUUUUGAACGGAACACUGACAGAAAGGUUCAUAUUGUGGGAGACGGAGCUUUGGGCUUUGAGAGAAACACAGUUUACGCAGAUUCCCAAAAGGAAAAAAAUGUCAGAGCAUCUCUGAAAGCUGAAGUAGAGAGGAAAGUCAACAAGGAUGACAUUGUAAUUUUAGAUUCAUUAAAUUACAUCAAAGGCUACCGCUACGAACUGUUCUGUCUCAUCAAACAUACACAAACACCACACUGCCUGGUGUACUGUUUGACAUCAGAUGAAGAGAGCUCAAUGUGGAAUACCAACAGAGAAGCUGCUGAGCAGUACACCCAGGAAAUCUUUGAUGCAUUAGUGCUGAGAUUUGAAGCUCCAGACUCCAGGAACCGUUGGGACAGUCCUCUCUUCACCAUCCUGAAAGAUGACACACCUUCAUAUGAAGCCAUUUCUGACGCACUUUUCAAAAGAAAAGCACCCCCACCUAACCAGUCUACACAAAGUCAACCAUUGUCAUCUACAAACUUCUUGUACGAGUUGGACAAGAUCACACAAGAUGUGUUGAUGGCAAUUUUUAACGCACAGAAGACAAGUGUUCCUGGGGAUCUCAUUCCAGUUCCAGGAGCUACAGAAAAGAUUGAGCUCACCAGGAGCAUCAACAUGGCAGAGCUGAGGAAACUACGGCGCCAGUUCAUCAGCUACUCCAAGAUGCACCCGACAGAGAACACGGGACAGAUUUCCAACAUGUUUGUGCAGUAUUUAAAUAAGAGUCUUCACUGAAAUUGUAUAGGAUUGGUUUGAUUUGAUUUUAAUUUUCUGUGAAAAAUAAAAGUAUUUUAAUAUUUGUGGCAUGUUAGUGGGUUAUUGGACUAUUUAACUCAAAGUAAAAAAUUUAAUCAUAUGACAAAAAACUUGCAGAACUUGUAUAUUAUUUCCAAAUGUAUUCUACAUACAAGCACAGCAGCUUUGAAGGCAUUCCAUUGAACCAAAUGGGUAAAUAAAAAACCAAAACCAUAAAGACUGUGUUACCAUAGCUUUCACCCACAUUUCAUGGGCUUCUUCAGCAGAUGACUCUGAAUUUAUUUCUUGUGAAAGCACUUUUUGCUGUGUCAUUUUUGUAAUGAACUGCACAAUCAAGU